AGGUAGUGAACAAUUGAUUUGCUUUUGUUUUGUCUUUAGGAGAUUCAGUUUUAGAGGUGUGUGUGUGGAAGCUGUUACCACUUACCUUAGAAUAUUCGAACAAGAUACCAGGGGCCAGUUCUCUCUUCAGAUUAGUUCAAGAUGGCAGACCAGAGGCAACGUUCGCUCUCUACCUCUGGAGAAUCGUUAUACCACGUGCUGGGCUUGGACAAGAACGCCACUUCAGAUGAUAUCAAGAAAUCAUACAGGGCCUUGUUUGUGUUCUGUGGGCUCAUCACGGGCUGCUAUUGCUGUUGCUGUCUGUGCUGUUGCUGUAAUUGUUGCUGUGGGAAGUGUAAACCUAAACCUCCUGAAGGCGAAGAGCAGGAAUACUAUGUCUCUCCAGAGGACUUGGAGGCACAGUUGCAGUCAGAUGAAAGGGAGGCCUCAGACGCACCUAUUGUGAUACAGCCAGCAUCAGCCACAGAGACGACCCAGCUCACAGCUGACUCGCACCCCAGCUACCACACCGAUGGAUUUAAUUAAGCUAAGGAAACACUGUAAUUAGAAUGGAUUUAAACAAAAAAAAAAAAAAACAACCCCAAAAAAAAAACCCAACAUGGCCAACUCAACACUAGAAUCAUGAACAUUAGAAGUAGAGAAUGGGGAGGGGGAAUAAUUCUGCCACAGUUAAGAAGGCAGCUUUCCAACCUGCCGAAAAUAUUUUGUAAUCCCUUCAGCCUUUUGUCACCUUUCAGUGUCGUAUCUUGACGAUACGUGAAGUGCUGUAGCAUGCAGUAUUUAAAGCAGUUUAGCUACGGUCUUAUUUGUUUCCUCUUUUUUUUUUUUUUCCCUUCGUUUUUUUCCCCCCCUUUUUUUUUUUUUUUAUAGCAUGUAUGGAGUUAUGUUAAAUGUCUGUGGUGUAAUGUAUUGAGUUGUCACAAUAUAAGUGUGAUGGAGACAUUCUGCAUUUUAAGCAGUGGUACUGGCCUAAAAAUGAGAUUUAAAAAGUUUCACAGAAGCCACCAUUCUUCCGUACAGCUGAGCUCUCGAAGACCUUUAAAAGCUCAUGGUUUUCAUUUGAGUGCAACAAACCAAUUCUUCUAUUCCUCCUUGUAUUCCUGCGUUGUUACCUAGACAAGUUUACAAAGCCAAGAACCAAAAAAAAAAAAAUGCCAGUCCUGCAGAGCUGGAGUUCUCUUUAAUGCUGGUUUUCAGCUUAAAUAAAUCUACCUUGAAAAAUAAAAAGGGAGAGUUUCCAAUCUUUGAACAGAAAAUUGAUGAGGCGACCUUCAGUGACAAUGUAACCGCAAACAGUCGCUUGCCACAGAACCAACUGUGAACAGGCUUGUUUGGUGGUGGCGGUGGGAUUUGAACUUCAAGCACAAUUCUGUUUAGUUUGAGUUCAGUUGUUUUCCUGAAAUGCUAAAGACCAAAUAGCGCAGCUUUUUUUUUUUUUUUUUUGGAGUGCAUGAGAAUCUUAAAGUGAAACUGGUUAAUUGGUUUUCGCUGAGCGAGUCAAAUGCAGAGAGUAAGCGACAGCAUAAACAUUUAAAAAAAAAAAUUGGUUUUUAAAAAUUUGGCCUAAUGACUUGAGAUUUUAAUAGACAAAUGGAGUAUUAUGUGUCUUUUUUUAAAAAGCUUUUAUAAUACACUAGCCCUUUAAUUUUCUCAUGAACAUCUUUGUGGAGUACUUUAGUGGAUUUUUAAGAACAAAAUACCUUUCUUUGUAUUUAUAUUGUAUAAUUUGCACAUUGUCUUGCAUUUAGAUUUGUUUACACCACUGUUUUUCUUUUUACUCAGAACAACUAUGGGGAAACCAUUGACAAGUUCCCUGUACUAUCUUGAAACCAAAUCAUAUCUGAAUACUGCUCUAGAAACUGGUUUGUUGAGAUUUAACUGUCUAAAAAGAAGAGAAAAAAAAAAAUCAUUUUAGGCAGCUGCUGAAUUGCUGGUAUAUUUUGUUGUUAAUAAUCCUGCUUUAGAGGAUACAGAGUCAGGAUCUAGAACAGCUACCAGAAGAUCUACACUUGGCACUUUUAGCAGUUAAUUACAGCCUCUUUAAUUUUGAUCUUUAUGGUUUUAUAUCACAAUGCCUCUGCUGUCCUUUGUAUUCCCCCUGUCUCCCCUUUUCAGUUUUCACCUGUUGUUGUUGUUGAGAGGCUAUUUACAGCCUUCCACCUGGUAUUUGCUGCUCUUUUACAAGAUCCAGGUGUUACUUCAGAACGGGUAAAGCACUGUCAGUCUGGAAGAAAACCACCAGAAAAAGAAGGGGACUCUCCUGCCGGAGAAUUGUUCUGAAGAUACCAGAACGCUAUCUUUGCGUGAGCUGAAAAUGAUGGGCCCGCACAAAACGCGACAUGAAACCGCGUUGAACGCGCUGGGUAGAAGAACACGGUCUCGAUGCGAAGCGAGGGGGGGGCGUUUGCAAAAUCAGACUUUGCCGUAGCUGUUGGUACAAGCGUACCCUUGUUGCCUGCACGUGAGCUUGUUGCAGAUAAGCACGAUCCUGACACCACAUCAGGGGUCCCCAGAAUUCAAAACGAAAUGUUACUUUUAAUUGACUGGCUAGAUUUUAGUAGCACACUUACUUCUUCCUUGUCGAUAGUCCUUUUAGACCUGAAAUUGGUGACUUACUGGAAGAUACUUCUUUUUUUUUUUUUUUAUCUGGAAAACUCUUGGGCGGCCUUGAGGACAGGCGUGUAUGGUUUAGCUUGAGGUCCUUAUUUAAUUAAAGUCUUUGUUUGACCCGUUGGAAUGAAAUGAAAAGCAGUUUUUUAGGCUUAAAAAAACCAAAAAAGCUCAUAUCAACUGUUCUUGAUGUCAAAUUGCACGCUGGAAUAUGCCUGAAUAUCUGCAGGCUUUCUCCUCUCGAAACUCAGUGGUUAAAAUAGCCCUUAUCUGCGCAAAUUAUUCUUAGUUAAAAAAAAAAAUAAAAUUGUUAGGGGUUUUUUUUUGGGGGGCUUUGUAAACGAGCAUAGUUGACCAGGGUGACUCGUUAGAGUGAGGAAGAGGCUGUUCCCUGCGUGCCGUGGUUUGCCAUCCUCCAUCUCCCCACCUUCACCUCACACAAAACCAGUCGUUACCGUUGUUGCUCCACCGCGGAGCAGCUGUGACCCCCGAUACUGGGGGCUGGUUGUCGGCCUUAAUUUGGAAUAAUACUCUUUAUUUCUCAACCUCUCUGGGCUACUUAUACGGAACUUCGAAAGGCUGGUGGGAGGUGGGGGGGUUGCUCUGCAGGCUCCAGACAUCGGGACUGAAACGUGGGCAGCGAGGGAGGGUUAGAGGCGAUGCCGUUACCUGUGUUCUGUGCUGCUUGGGGAAAGGUGACAGCCGGGAUAAAUUUCCUGGCUUAGUUCUUCGCUUAGCAAGGCAGGAGUUUGAGAGGGACUGCUUUCCCUUCAGCUGUGUCUGUGGGCGCUGCGUGAACAGUAAAUUAGUCUCUUAUCUGCCAGAACGAUGUUAGAUGCUCCAAGGGAAACUGCGCUGAGAUCCCAGAAUGACAGGAAAACACGUUUUUAGAUUAAUAUUCACUCUUUUAAGUUUGCCCGUGUUACAUUAAUUUCUGAAUUUAAAAUUAACAUGUAUUAAUGUAGAUCUUGAAGCAAGCUAUUUAAACAUGGCUUCUUUAAAACUCGUGUCGCCAGAAGAUAGGUUAAUGCCCACCUUUGUUUCCAGCUCUUGUAGGCCAGGUACAAGAGUAUCCCGGCUCUAACUUGAGUUGCACUUCAGCAUCGCCAAGCUCAAUCCUUGUAAACACAAGGACUGAGCGGUUAAAAGCCCGGUGCAGAGGGUCACUCGGGGGUGUGGAGCUGUGGUGUCCCCUCCCGAGCUGCACAGCGCUGCAGCCCGUUCCCUGCCUUACAUGCAAAAUGUUUCCUUCCAAAAUUAAACCUGAGCACUGUUGAUCUCUGUUCAGCGCGUUGCCAGAAUUAAAACUUGAGCUUUGGUUUUGAUUUUUUUUUUUUUUUAAUGUGGUUUUCGUUUCUUAAAAGUUGUAUCAUUUUUUUACAAGUUGCCUGAGACCUCUGUUUCAGUCGUUGAGCCAACUCCCUCUAGCUCAUCAAACCUCUUCAGCACCAGGUUAUUUUAGCACUUGUAGCUCCUCCUGACGAGGAGUAUCGGGGAGAAUCUGCUCUGCAGAGCUUCUGCUGGCUGGCGUUAAGGACCACUGACUGUUCCUGAGCUGUACUGUGUGGAGAACAGCUUGUAGCUUGGGGGGGGGAGCAGGGAGAGCUCGGGGGGGGAGGGCCCGGAGGAGGAGGAGGAGGUGCUGGAGGUGCUGGACCUGCCCGGUCCUCCCUGGAGAUGGGGAAAUCCCCAACGCACUGUCAUAGAAACGCUUCACUUGAAGUGAAUGAAGGGGCAUUGCACCCGUUAAAUGCCAGUUUCGUUUUGUUCGUGAUGUUUGUAGGAAAUUCUUAAAUAUUUAUCUGUAUAUAAAUUUGUUCCCGUAAACCCCGGUGGCGUCCCAUAGGGUGUAGAUUUCUGCUGAUUCCACGCAGUGAUGUUUUAGAGCCAUGUUACCUUUUUAGUCUUUAAUUUUUUUAGAUUUGUAACAUUUUUAAACUGCUUUAGAUAUUAGCGCUCAUAGUGUUCUUAAAAACGUGAUGCUCUUGGAGGUUCAGGUGAGCACAGCCCGCAGAAAGAGGCGGGAGGAAGGCUGGAAACACCGAGUCCUGCCGCAGGGCUCUGCUCGGGGGAGUAGAGUUUCCAAAACCCUUCGUGUCAGCCUGUAAAACGCGACGGCUGUAACCGGGGCAGGAGCCUGACUGCAGAGAUAUUCCUGUCCCAUCCGUGAAGCGGUUCUGUGGUGCGGUGUGGAGGGACGCCAGCGUGCUGUGGGGAUGGGGGGGUGUUAGAUCAGAGCAUUUGUACCGUGUGUGUGUUCCCUGAGAGAGGUACCUGCGUUUCUCACCUUUGUCCGCUGCCCUUGGGCGUUCUGGACAUUUCCAGAUAAUUUUGGAGAUGUGUUUGUGCUGGCAGGUUUUUCUACCCGAUGCGACUGGGCACCGGCGUCACGUUUAUCAGGACGCUCUUGCAAGGUGGCCGGGGAGGCUUUUGCACCCCCUGCCUCAUGUUAAUAAUUCUGGAUGCUGUUUAAAUCCGUGUUAACCUUCGAGCACUGAAACGUAACCCCCCCAGCACAAGUGCUUAUCGCGUAAGGUCGGUAUAAACUUAACAUGCUUCAUCAUUUGAUGCUGCUUCUCUGUAUCCUAGUGGAAAUCAUCUAGCUCGCAGUGUAUUAUUGCACCGACAACUGCUUAAAAUAUCCCGAGCGAAAUGUUAACUGAUAGGUAACAAGGUGGCAGGAAAUCUGUCAGCGUUCACGUCCUGCAAGAACCGGGGCCCGCUCCGCGUCCUGCCUCGGGAGGCUCGCGUGCUCUCUGGGACUCGGCCAGACUGAAAUUCCCAUUUCCUUCCAAGAAGAUGCUUUCUUUACCAGGAGAAACGGCGUGGGGGAAGCUGUCUGACGUUUGCACAAGCCAAAUGCCAUAAACCUGGAAGACAAACCUUCGUUCGGAAAUCAGAUGCCAACGUUACAUGCGCAGUUAAUUUUGUUGUCGAAAGGUUAGAGGCUGGGAAUUUCUGGUGGUUUUUUAUAUAUAUAUAUAUAUAUAUAUAUGUAUAUGUAUAGAGGAAGCUCUUAUAUAAAGUGGCCAUUCAUUCUCGAGUGCUGUUGUCUUUGCUCCCUCUGCCCCACAGGCAGCCGUGUGGGUGUUCUCUCGCAGUCUGUCAGCGGUUGCUUGUCAUCCCCUUCCAAAAAUUCAAUGAUCUACUUGCAUUCCACGAGCUGCCCCUUGUCCCCAGCCCCUGCGGCCGGCGCUGGGCUCUGCCUGCCCCAACCUUCCCUUGGAGGAAGGAAAGGAGUCGCAGUGGUGAGGAGGAGGGCAGGGGCCGUCUCUGGAGUGACUUGCGUUGGGGCGGAGGCUGGUUUCCACGUGGUGGACGUGCUCGUCGCUCGAGGUGUGAUAGAACACAUUGGUUUGGGGUUUGUGUUUUUUCCUUCGUUUUCACUCCGUUGUACUUUUCCAAAGUGGGACUCGGUGAGCUCAGAGAGCAAGGGCCAAACCCGCGCUGGAGGCUUUGGAUUGCAACAUCAUGUGUGUGUAUGUAUGUAUAUAUGCACAUAUGUAUAUAUUUAUACAACAGGUGUGCACCUCGUACUUGCUGCUGUUUUUUCUUUGGUGGUAAAAACACGAAAUUUGGCUCGAAGUACUGCUGUGAACUCUCAGCCAGGUGAGCGGAAGGUGUGAGUUUUGCCUGUCCAGAAUUGUGGUUUUUUUCCUUUUGGCUUCAGGGGGAAAAAAAAAAAAACAAAACCAACCAAACAAGGUCUGUCAGGUGAAAUGGCUGGUGGAAGAGGCGCUGGAAGGAUCCUGUUGUAUAAAUAAAUGGGUGGUACCGGCGGGAGAGCUGGGCUGCUGGGGAAGGAAAAGCAAUUUGCUGCUGCCAGGCUCUUCCCUCCUCGCUCGGGAGUUCAGGGCUGCGCGGCGCGCCGCAGGUUGGCUCCGUGAGGACUCGGGGUGCUUGCGGGCCGUAGCGGUGAGGCUGGGCUGCGAUCGGGGCGCUCCUGGUUGUGCUGGGCCGAGCCCACGGCCGUCCCCCCGCUCUGGCCUUUCGCUGCGGGGGCUGUUGCCUGAUGCACAAAACCCCGGGGGUUGCUGCCGGGCAGUAUCGGGGGGAUUCGUGGAUCGCUCGCGCGGUCGGAGUUCUGGUUGUGUCCGUCGUGGUGGAUGAACUCUGAGGUUUGCCAAGUCCCAGGCGCUCGCUGUUUCCUCGCCAGAGCCGGGUGCUGCCCGUCCUUCCCCUCAUCCCACCUUCCCCCGCUUUUCUGGGGCUGGGUGUGGACGCUUUGGUUCGUGUUUUCGCAGACAGCCGAGGCGGUUUAUAUUCAUUUUGCAUGUGAGCAAGGCCCUAAACUAAGUAAUUCAUGGUGGGGUUCGGUUGGAUCGGCCUCUUCAGGCAGCCUGAGGGAGCUGAGGGUGCCGGGAGAGGAUGCGUUCAGCGUUUGCACUGCACUUGGGGUGGGCUGGGGGGAGCCCAUCUUUAAAAAAGGAAAAAAAAAAAAAAAAAGAUUAAAAAAAAAAAACC
Messenger RNA from Athene cunicularia (burrowing owl), 7074 nucleotides. It is a transcript of the gene DNAJC5, whose product is annotated as DnaJ heat shock protein family (Hsp40) member C5. Gene Ontology annotation, cellular component: intracellular membrane-bounded organelle; presynapse; membrane. NCBI's taxonomy places the organism in Eukaryota, Metazoa, Chordata, Aves, Strigiformes, Strigidae. The record is from RefSeq and is a predicted model, not a curated record. Gene Ontology annotation, biological process: regulation of synaptic vesicle cycle. The transcript has 4 exons. Bases 142 to 525 code for a protein of 127 amino acids.